Penicillium alfredii is the source of this 6120-nucleotide messenger RNA. Its product is annotated as protein kinase RIM15. Gene Ontology annotation, molecular function: protein serine/threonine kinase activity; ATP binding. Lineage: Eukaryota; Fungi; Ascomycota; Eurotiomycetes; Eurotiales; Aspergillaceae. Gene Ontology annotation, cellular component: cytoplasm; nucleus. The record is from RefSeq and is a predicted model, not a curated record. The coding region runs from base 1 to 6120 and encodes 2039 amino acids. The transcript has 3 exons. Gene Ontology annotation, biological process: phosphorelay signal transduction system; peptidyl-serine phosphorylation.
AUGGCAGGCAAUGGCUCCCUAAACCCUCAAUUCCUCGCGCCUCCAGCAGUGACGGCCUUGAGGCAGGAGGCCCGGAACAUCAAUCCGAAGAUGACUAGGACGAUGAGUGACGAUAUGCGGGAGGAAAGGGCUGAUUUGAAGGAGGCAGCCGAGCAGACGUUGAACAUAAUCGUGGAUCUGGAUUUAGAGGGUCGCAUCAAAUGGGUCAGCCCAUCGUGGAAGCAGGUCGUGGGGUCGUCCCCCGAUUCGGUGGAGGGUCGUAUGAUCUCCGACAUUCUGCUUGGGAAUAAGGACGUGUUUCACGAUGCAAUCGAAUCGAUGAAGCAGGAUGAUUCGCGCAGUCGUUUCAUCCGCUUCGCGGUGCAGAUGGGCCCGGACUCGGUCCUGAAGUACUCCCCAGAGCCGCGCCCUGUGGAUACGACAGCUGAGGCGACCGAGGAGAAAUCGGAAGAGAAUACCGAGCCUUCGCAGGAGAUGCAUAAACAGAAGGAGGACGUGCUCACUAUGGAGGGGCAAGGAAUCAUGGUGUAUGACCGCACUGACAAUGAGGCUGGACAUACCAUGUGGAUGCUCCGGCCGUUUACCGAACCGAAAGAAGUGACUAUCGAUCUUCCGCCACUGUUGGUGGAGUCUUUGGGCGUCGGAGCAGAGGUGCUGGCGAACUACUUGACUACACUGGCAGAGGCGGCGGCCAACGAACCGGAUCCUGCGAAACACCCUGCCCCGACCCCGGUGCUAUGUCGGAUUUGCGAGCGCCAGAUCACCCCAUGGUGGUUCGAGAAGCAUACAGACCUCUGUCUCCAGGAACAUCGGGCCGAAAUGGACGUCCAGAUCGCGCAAGAAAACCUCAACGAACAUCGUCAUGCCAUCGUGAAAGUGUUGGAUGCGCUGGAGGCCCGACAAGGAAGACCUCUGAUUGGCAGCGAUGGCAAUCCAGCGCCAUCGUCUCAACCCGAGUACAAAGGGUUGCCGAUCGGCCCGUCCCCGGCUAGCUCUGCCCCAUCCUCCGAUCCUGUCUCGAGCACCAGCUCUGCCCCCAACACCCCGCCUCGCUCGCGCGACCAUUCGGCGUCAGGCAUCAUCGCCACCCGACCCCGGUCGUUCACAGUGCGGCGACCACUGGCUCGCAUUGUCGAGCUGGUUCUCGAUCUAUGCGACACUGCGUUGGAGAUCAGCAUGCCAGUUAUCAAAGAGUCGUCCCGCCCAGAGAACGGAGAAGAGCCCCGGACUUUGUCCCCGCAGUCCGAGUCCCGGAUCUCCCAAGUGCUUCAGUGGCAGUCUCCCAGCUCCAACACGUUGGAACAAGAACAGGGUCUGGCCGCCUUGUCAGGGGAUACGGAGCAGGUUUCCAAGGCCAAAGUCGAUGCGGUCGUUCGUCAUCGCAAGAUUGUGGACUAUGCGGAGCGAAUCCGCAUCGAAUACACUGUGCUGGUUGAAGAGUGCAUCGCAGCGGCUCUCAGUAAAGCAGAGCGGAUCGCUGCCGGCCAGCUCAGCGAUUCCUCUUGUUCGUCCGAUGACGAGGCCCAGCAGGAGACUCGUCUUGGCAGCAAUGAGGAUCUCAGCGAUAAAAAUAUCGACAGCAAGCCUGCCGAGGAAGAACCAUUGCCGCAGACUGCCCCCCAAGAACCGUUAUCGCCAGCACCCCAGCAGCCAGUACCUGCUCCGCGGAGGCAGACAUCUGCACUGACUCUGUCUAUGCGCAACUCCCCAGAUCGGUCAACGCCGUCACAGUCGGAGGGCAAGCCGUCCUCCGUGGCUGUCUCAACAGGCUCCAACAGUCCCAUGGAAUGUCCCACUCCUCGAUCGCACAAGAGUGCCGUGGGAUUGCUGGGUACAUCGCAGUCUUCCCGUAGAGGUCUCUCACUCAUGGAUCUUGAUGCAGGCGAGAGUAGCGAUAGCAGCAUACCGUCCUCUGCUUUUCCUGGUGGCGUGCGUACGGAUUCGCCCUCUUCUGAACGGAGCUUUGACCGGAAGCGCAGAAGCUUAGUGCUCACCGGCCUAUCCAGCUCGCCUCGUCGGCAGCCUUCUCCUGCUCGGGUUUCUGGCCCGCACUCUCCAUUGCGCAUGCCCAAGCCCCGGCUUUCUAGUGGGGCCGAGAGCUUGCCAUCUCCCAUUGUGUCCCCCUCGACCUACGCUGGAGAGUUGGCUCACCAUUGCCGUCAUCACCGGCGUCAAUCUUCGGCGACAUCCUCUGAUGUUGCGAAGCCUCCAGUAUCCCCACGUCUACCUUCGGUCAGCCAACAACCUCGUCCCGCCCCGACCUCUAUCAAAGACUUCGAGAUCAUUAAGCCGAUCAGCAAAGGCGCCUUUGGCAGUGUCUAUCUGUCCAAAAAGAAAUCCACUGGGGAAUAUUUUGCCAUCAAGGUCUUGAAGAAAGCCGACAUGGUCGCUAAAAACCAGGUCACGAACGUCAAGGCAGAGCGGGCCAUCAUGAUCAAAGAAUAUCUUUACUUGGUGAUGGAGUAUUUGAACGGAGGUGACUGUGCUUCGCUGGUCAAGGUCCUCGGCGGGCUUCCCGAGGAUUGGGCGAAGAAGUACAUUGCCGAGGUGGUGCUUGGUGUUGAGCACCUCCACAACAGAGGAAUUGUUCAUCGCGACCUCAAGCCAGAUAAUCUCCUGAUCGACCAGACAGGUCAUUUGAAACUGACCGAUUUUGGUCUUUCCCGGAUGGGUCUGGUGGGCCGCCAAAAGCGAGUGCUCAAGAGUCCCAAUGAGCCUGCCCCGGAUCUGCUCAAGCAGGGGCCUUUUCCUCGAGCAAUUUCAAUUGCAUCUUCUCGGUCAGCCUCAUUCGACUUCCAGGCAAGUACAUCGCCCGGCUCUACACCGGUUAUCGUUCCCGACACGGCCACUCAUGUUAGCCAACCGUCCUAUUUCAACCUCAACCACAGUGGUCCUAGUCGGCAGAGUUCUCGCCGGGCGUCGGGAUAUAGGAGUGACAGUGCCGGCAGUGAUAGUUUGAACGGCAUGUUCAAGACGUUUUCACUGAACGAUGGCGCACAUGAGCCUCCAGCACCUUCACCCAGCAUAUUCUCGACUAGUCUUGCGGAAGAAGAGGGCCAAAGCGAACCGGGCGAGUCUCCCCAUCUCUAUCCGUUGCAGCCGACGUUCAGCAACCCUGCUUUGCACAAUACACCUCCGCAGCAAAGCAUGCUCCCUCCAGUGAUGGCACUUUUCGACCCGGAAGACCAUGACCGUCGAUUUGUGGGUACCCCCGAUUAUUUGGCCCCAGAGACGAUUAAUGGUGUUGGGCAAGAUGAAAUCAGCGAUUGGUGGUCCUUGGGCUGUAUCAUGUUUGAGUUCAUUUUUGGAUACCCACCGUUCAAUGCUUCGACACCCGAUGAGGUGUUUGAAAACAUCCUCCACCGCAGGAUUAAUUGGCCGGACGAACCGGAGGAGUUCACAUCUCCCGAGUCGUUGGAUCUUAUGAACAAGCUCAUGACUCUCAAUCCCCGUGAACGGAUUGGAGCCAAUGUGGAAGAGAAGUUUGCAAAUGGCGGUGCAGAGAUUCGCGGCCACCCAUGGCUCGCCGAUAUCAACUGGGAUACCCUGCUGGCAGACAAGGCUCAAUUCGUCCCCAAUAUCGAAAACCCCGAGGAUACGGAGUAUUUCGAUGCUCGUGGCGCUACCCUUCAGGCUUUUGCAGAAGAAUUGGAGGACGAGCAGUCUCCCCAGCCGCCAGCUUCGAGCGGGUCUUACCCAGACCGUCCACACGAUGCACUUUUCAAGGUUCGUACGCAGGCCAACUCAAUGAAGCGGCCACUCAUGCCACUCUCGAUUCCGCCUCAUGUCCGUGAUGCCCGCGAUUCUCGCAGUCGGAGAUUGAGCGAGCCAUCACUGGCCGACGACUUUGGAAGUUUCAACUUUAAGAAUCUUCCAAUGCUGGAGAAGGCGAAUAAGGAUGUGAUCCAGAAGAUGCGCCAAGAAGCUUUGCAGACGCAGAGUCGUCAAUCUACAUCGUCAUCAGCUGCUCAGACGCCAGCGACCGCAUCCCAGCCUUCCUUGGAAGGGAGCCCACUUCCCAUGUCACUUCAGCGUACCCUGUCGCAGAACAAAGGAAACAACCGGCCGUCCUCUCCGUCGAGUAUGAGCCAGGCAAACUCGUCACCAAGUCGUCCAUCACAACCUUCCUCCCCUCUCCUGGUUCAAUUCAGUACUGGCAAUAACCACGAGCGGCGCAAGACUUCAGGCUCCUCUUCGACUACCUCCCACCAGUCAAGUGGCACUUUCCAGCCCUCCCCUAUUGACACAACGCGCAUGCCCAACCUUAGGUUGGGCUCAGUGGCAUCUUCUCCAGUGAAGGCCAACCGCAUACCUGCUCAUUCUCCUGACAAGCACCCUGCCAGUCAACGGCAGGGAAGUGCCCCGGCGAGCCGAGCCCGAUCCCAGACGAUCGGCUCCCAGGAUGGCGAGGUAUCUUCCUUGGCUAAGGAGUCUUUUGUGCCGACUCAUCACAAGCGCCGCAGUCAGCUCUUUGAUAUUUCGCCUUCAUCAUCCGACAACGAGGAUCCCCGCACCAAGGCAUUGCUCAAAGUCCAACGCCGGCGACAAAGCUCUCGACGCCUUUCGCAGUUCAAUAUCCAGGACGGGCCGUUCUUCCGUCCAUUGGAUGUGCUCAUUUGUGAGGAUCAUCCGGUUUCGCGUUUGGUGAUGGAACGCCUGUUCGAGAAACUCCGUUGCCGGACCAUCACUGUUACAAAUGGUGCCGAAGCUGUGCGCUAUGCUUUGAGCGAAGUGCAGUUCGACAUCAUCAUGACCGAGUAUAAACUGCCUCAAGUGAAUGGGGCCGACUUUGCUCGUAUGGUCCGGGAGACCCGCAGUGCCAACAGACAUACGCCUAUCAUCGCUGUCACAGGAUAUCUGAAAGAUCUUCCUGAGACUCAUUAUUUUGAUGCGCUGAUUCAGAAGCCCCCGACACUGCCCAAGCUCACGGAAGCUUUAUGUAAGUGGUGCAUGUGGAAGCCGCCUCCCAAGGAUUACAAUCCUCCUCAGCCUUUAUCUGUCCCGAUUCCAGCUGCGCGCCAUAAUCCGCUGCCCGCCGAUGAUAGCCCUAGCUCGGUGUCGUCUGGCUUUGUUCCCAAUCCACCUAGUUCUUACCGAGGGUCCAGCCGCGAUGACUCCGUGACCAGCAGCGUGUUCGGAGACAUGGAGUCUAUCAAACCAGAGGAGGUUCCAGUCAUUAUCAGUCGCAGUGCGGAUGACUGGGAACAAGGCCAUGGUGGAUUGGGGAUAUCGGAGGAUGCGGUUGCAUCCCCGGGCAGCCCAGACCCCAAAGCUGUGCCUCUUCCACAACUUCUCCAUGCUGUCUCGGCGCCUGCGGCAAUGGAUGGCACCGGUGCGCUUACACCCCGCAAACAACGGUCCAGUGAAUCCAUCCGCGCCAAACGUGAGUCCCUGGAGAAGAAACGCUACGAAUGUGAAGAGUCCGGGGACGACGAGGACGAAGAGCUUGGACACUCCCAAGCCCGUCGCAGCCCCCCGACUCGGUCUCGCCGCCCAGGCUCCAAGUUGGGGAUUGAGAUGAUGCGGACGAACAGUCGAGGUAGCGUGGUUAGCGGGAGUGAGGAGGUGCUGAAAAAGGAGAGGGAGGCACUCCGUCAAGCCGGCGAGUCGGUUGAUACCGACAGCGAGGGACCUUUGGGGUCGCCCGCCAGCACCAGCCUUGAAGAACGCUUCGAGGAUCUCAGCAUCCCCGAGGAGUCUGAGAUUGACGAGCCACAAAGUCCACGGGGCUCCCCUUCCCAGGAGUUCAUGUCAUCCUCUCAGCAGGGCCGACCAUCUCUCGCGCACCAAGACACUUCAAUCUACUCUGGGCCAUCUGAUCCGCCUGCAUUAAAAUCCGACCCGGGCGAGCUGAAGCACGGUCAAACAACACCGCCGUGGGAGCUGACUGCGACUGAUCCGUCGAACCUGGCUGCCCCUCCGAUCACCCCCGAAGUCAAGAUAUCCGAAAAUAGCCAAUCUCUGGACCCCGGUUCUGGGGCCGACACAGACUACAGUCCCACGCCGGACUCUGAAGCCACUCCGCGACCCCUCCAUCCAUCUCCCAACCUGGAUCCCGAGCAGACACCCCGCGCUCCGGGGCGACAUCGCUCGGAUCUGACCUCGGCGUUCCAACAAUAG